Trichogramma pretiosum is the source of this 2441-nucleotide messenger RNA. RefSeq names its product lipase 1-like. Gene Ontology annotation, biological process: lipid metabolic process. The transcript has 9 exons. Gene Ontology annotation, molecular function: hydrolase activity, acting on ester bonds. Lineage: Eukaryota; Metazoa; Arthropoda; Insecta; Hymenoptera; Trichogrammatidae. The coding region runs from base 371 to 1600 and encodes 409 amino acids. The record is from RefSeq and is a predicted model, not a curated record.
AGUGCAGCUCCUCGUGGCUGUUCGAAAACUAUCAAGCAGACGAGUCUUUGAUAAGGCAUAAAUACGUUCCUGUUAAAAUGCACGGGCUUUUACAUUAACGCUGACACUUGAGCAGUGACUUUAACAGAACCAGUAGCGGAGAUAUGCAAAAAUUUUCGGUCGACUCGGUCAUACGUGGGCAUUUUGGAGAAAUGGUUGUGCGGCACUUGAUGCACGCCUGAAGCCAGGAGAAAAAUUUUAAUGUUAGUGUAAUAUGAGAUAAUUAAUUCAUUCGCUUUUCUCAAACUGUCGUGGCAAAACUUUGGGGCUAACUUUUGCUAGUGUUUACCGCUGCUGUUCUGCUUUAACAGCAAAUCAUUAACUCAUAAAUAUGGUUCAUAAGAAUAAGCUGUUCCUCGUGACACUACUGGCGCAGAUGGUGUAUUACAUCGUCCUUCGAGUGGAGGGCUUGAUUACCGUCGAGACAACGGAAGAUCUUUUGAGAAAAAACCAUUAUCCUUAUGAGGAUCAUCAAAUCGAAACCGAAGAUGGCUAUAUAUUGGGUAUUCAUCGCAUGUCGCAAAAUAACGGAGUGCCGAUUUUUCUUCAACAUGGCCUUUUGUUGAGUUCGGCUGACUGGUUAAAAAAUGGACCGAAUCGAUCUUUGGCUUAUCUGUUGUGGGAUGAGGGUUACGACGUUUGGAUCGGAAAUUUCAGAGGCAAUGCUUAUUCAAGAAAGCAUAAAACUUUGACACCAAAGGACAAAGAAUUCUGGAACUUCAGUUGGCACGAGUUGGGUUAUUACGACAUGCCAGCGGUGAUCCAUCAUAUCCGAAAAACGACCGGUAAGGAUAUUUUUUACGUCGGUUACUCGAUGGGUGGAGCUUCCUUCUCCAUCAUGGCCUCGCAACGGCCCGACGCGGCCAAACACGUCAGGGCGAUGAUUGGCCUGGCUCCGGCCAUUUACGAAUACCAUCUUACUCAGCCGCUCAUCAGGUUUCUCUCGGCCUUCUGGAGGGAGAUCAAGUUCGCGACCAAAGCCGUUGGCUUCUACGAAUUUGCGAACCAAGGCGGCGUGUACGAUACCAUAUUAAACGACUUGUGCAACGUCACCUUCGCGCGCGAACAUGUCUGUAACAAUAUAAUUUUGUAUUCCUUUGGAUACAAUCCACCUCAGCUUGAUCACCGCCGAAUCCCGGAGUAUUUGGGCGCCUUUCCAAUGGGCACGUCCAUGAACGUGAUCUUGCACUGGUUCCAAUACAUACGUGUCAACGAGUUUCGUAAUUUCGAUCAUGGCCGGAAAAAGAAUUUACAGCUUUACAAUCAAGCGGAACCACCGGUGUACGACUUGACGAAGAUACAGAUACCCGUUGCCACGUUCACUUCCGAUAACGAUGCAAUCGUCGACAGCAGGGAUGGCAAACAUUUUUACGAGCAGAUUCCCAACAAGCUCGGCAUUUAUGAUCUCAGCGAGUACGGAUUUAAUCACGUUGAUUUUGUAUGGGGCCUCAACGCCACCGAAUUAAUAUAUCAAGAUGUAUUACGAAUCCUCAGUUUAAUAACUUUGAAGGGAGCAAAGACAAGAAGAGUCGAGCAGUCUGAACGAGUCAGUCACGAAUGAAUCACGAUGAGCUUUAACAGUAAUCAUUUUACGGAUUGAAACCGUCUUUAAUGUUUAGUCGUUGUUAAGUAGUAUUCAAUAACUGCUUACAAUCAAUUCGUAAUCACUUGAACUAUUACGAGUAAAAAUUCAUUGCGGUGAGGUAUGAUUUAUGUUUUUGCUACAAACUCUUUAAAUUGUUAUUUUUAGAUUUUUUCGACUGUGGCUACCAAGAGCAUCUCGUGAUCACGAGAUAAAGCUUCCUCCAAACCAGUGGAGAAAAAGUUCCUCUUUCGACCACGAGGUCAAAGAAGUUACUCUAAAAUAAAAUGUGCACAUGAACAUUUCCUUUUCUUAAAUUAAGGAGAUAAAAAUUUUAUUAAAAAAUUGCGAAUAAGCAAUCUGGACAAAUUUUCUUACCCAACACAUUGUUUUUGAAGGAUUUUUUGGUCCGCAUUAUUAGAAGAAAACUUUUUUUAACCGCACCCCGAGUGAUUGUCUUCGCGGAGACAGUCGAUUUGUAUCGUGCUUAAUAUAUUUUAUAUAAUUGUAACGAAAAUAUUUCUAAAAAUAGGCCACUUAAUAGUGAUGUAUUUGCAAAGACAUUUUAUAUUAUUAUUUUUCGAUUGCUAGGAUAUGAUGAAUGUUGUGACUUUUACUAGGAAUGUAAUAUGUAUACAUGUAUUUGGAUGAAUUUAUUUAUAUUUUGGAUACGAGCUGUGCAGGCAUAUAUUUUAAUGUCCAAUAGUUGCUAAAUUGGUUAAAGGUACUACUGUUUUAAAUCUCUUUUAUAAUCUCGGAUCAAUCCUAGGUCAUCACCAAAUUCUUCACAUUUCACAUCAUAAUUUUUUAAGAGGCAAAA